AUGGAGACAACAAAUUUAACAGGAAAUGAAACACAGGCAAAAACAUUUCAAGAACUGCUAUGCUCCCCCGCUUUGGGAGGUGCAUUAAAACAACUAGCAAUAUUUUCCUCAGCAGUCAACAUUCUCCUCUCUAUGACAGCAUUUUUUGGCAAUUCUCUCAUCCUUGUUGCCCUUCACAAGGAAUCUUCACUUCAUCCACCGUCCAAACUCUUAUACCGUUGUCUUGCUACAACUGAUCUUUUAGUAGGCCUCCUUGCGCAUCCUCUUGUUGCUUCUCUCUGGAUAUCCGUGGUUCAUGAACACUGGAGUAUUUGUCGAUUCAUACUCGGUGCAAGCCUCGUAACAUCUUAUGUAUUAUAUUCAGUGUCUUUAAUGACGACGACGGCCAUAAGCGUGGACAGACUUCUCGCCUUGUUGUUAGGGCUGAGAUACAGACAAAAUGUGAAUUUAAAGCGCAUUUAUGUGGCUCUAGUGCUUUUUUGGGUUGUCCCCUGUAUGGACACCCUAUUCUUUCUGUUUGUUCCCCUUAUACCCCCUUGGUUGGGUCCUAUCAUCAUACCGUCUUGCUUAGUAAUCUCAGUCGCUUCGUAUAUUAAGAUUUUCCGCACUCUCAGUCGUCACCGGGCUCAAGUACAAGAGCAUGUUCAACAACAAUCGAGCCAACCAAACGCACUGAACAUGGCACGAUGCAAAAAGGCAAUGUACAGUGCACUGUGGGUGCAGUUAGCAUUAGUUGUCUGUUGUGUACCAUUGAGUAUAGUUGUGCUGGUAAUAACUCAUACUAAGACAUACUCACCACUUUUAAUGGUUAUUAGAGAAAUAGCAAUUACUUUUGCUUACUUAAAUUCAACUUUGAACCCGUUCCUUUACUGCUGGAAGAUCCAUGAAGUGAGACGAGCUGUAAAGCAGAUAAUCAGACAAACGAUGUGCUGUCCAUGGAUUUAG
Messenger RNA from Pocillopora verrucosa, 945 nucleotides. Its product is annotated as trace amine-associated receptor 5-like. Gene Ontology annotation, biological process: G protein-coupled receptor signaling pathway. Gene Ontology annotation, molecular function: G protein-coupled receptor activity. NCBI's taxonomy places the organism in Eukaryota, Metazoa, Cnidaria, Anthozoa, Scleractinia, Pocilloporidae. Gene Ontology annotation, cellular component: plasma membrane. The record is from RefSeq and is a predicted model, not a curated record.